Messenger RNA from Chlorella variabilis, 855 nucleotides. RefSeq lists its product as hypothetical. Gene Ontology annotation, cellular component: membrane. The transcript has 5 exons. Gene Ontology annotation, molecular function: transferase activity, transferring alkyl or aryl (other than methyl) groups. Bases 1 to 855 code for a protein of 284 amino acids. The record is from RefSeq and is a predicted model, not a curated record. NCBI's taxonomy places the organism in Eukaryota, Viridiplantae, Chlorophyta, Trebouxiophyceae, Chlorellales, Chlorellaceae.
AUGCUGGGCACCGCGGUCAGCGUGUGCAGCGUGUCGGCGCUGGCUGUGGGGCCCGGCCAGCUGGGGCCCGCCGCGGCGCUGGCCGCCCUGCAGGCCCUCUCCUCCGCCCUGCUCAUGAACAUCUGCAUCGUGGGGAUCAACCAGCUGUACGACAUUGAGAUCGACCGGGUCAACAAGCCCUACCUGCCCCUGGCCGCCGGCGACUUCUCGCCGCCCACCGGCCGCGCCAUUGUGGCCGCCACAGGCGCCGCCUCGCUGGCCAUCGGCGCCGCCGCCGCCUCGCCGCCGCUGCUGGGCACGCUGGGCGGCAGCCUGCUGCUGGGCAUCGCAUACUCCACUGAUCUGCCGGGCCUGCGCUGGAAGCGCAGCCCGGUGCUGGCGGCGGCGUGCAUCCUGGCGGUCAGGGCGGUGCUGGUGCAGCUGGGCUUCUUUUGGCACAUGCAGCUGGCGCUGGGUUCACCCGCACCCGCCAUCACCCGCCCCAUCGCCUUUGCCACCGCCUUCAUGCUGCUCUUCUCGGUGGUCAUUGCGCUGUUCAAAGACAUCCCCGACAUUGCGGGGGACCGGCAGGCGGGGGUGCGCACGCUCAGCGUGCGGUUGGGCCCCAAGCGCGUCUUCUGGGCGUGCAUUGCCAUCCUGGAGGCAGCAUAUGCUGGCGCCAUCGCGGUGGGCUUGCAGUCGGAGCUGGCGUGGAGCCGGGCCGCCACCACCGUCGCCCACGUGGCGCUGGGCGCGCUUCUGCUGUGGCGCGCGUGCCGCACCGACCUGUCCAGCCCCAAGGACAUCAGCAGGGCGUACAUGUUCUCCUGGGCCCUGUUCUAUGUGGAGUACGCGCUCCUGCCGCUCUUCCGCUGA